Rhineura floridana is the source of this 2274-nucleotide messenger RNA. RefSeq names its product elongin-A-like. Gene Ontology annotation, biological process: transcription elongation by RNA polymerase II. The coding region runs from base 82 to 1920 and encodes 612 amino acids. The transcript has 11 exons. The record is from RefSeq and is a predicted model, not a curated record. Gene Ontology annotation, molecular function: protein binding. Lineage: Eukaryota; Metazoa; Chordata; Lepidosauria; Squamata; Rhineuridae. Gene Ontology annotation, cellular component: elongin complex; nucleus.
UUAACAGAGACAUGCAGGUUUUCUUAAGCUGUCCCCGUGGUGUGAGCUGCUCUUUAGGUUGGGCUUGGAGACUUUGUGACUAUGGCAGACCCUGAGGGUGUCCUUCAAAGAGUUUUAAAGCUGAAAGAAUGUCUCAGCUAUGCUCAAGAUCCACAAAAGAUAAUUAAAACAUUUAAGGGACUUCAGGAUUUGGAAAUAUCCCUAGACAUCCUUGUGGAAACGGGAGUGGGGAAAACGGUGAACAGUUUUAGAAAACAUCCCAGUGUGGGUAAUCUAGCUAAGUCCUUGAUAAGUCAUUGGAAAAAACUUGUUCAUCUGGAUAAUGCAAGUGAGCCCCGCAAAAGAAAAAGCCAGUCCAAAACUGAAAAAGAAACUUCAAAUAAAAAGAUAAGAACAUUGAGCUCAAAACCAAAUAAACUCUCUGAGAAGUCCUGGUCCUCUGAAUUGAGUUGCAAAAUGUCUUUUUCAUCUGAUAAGCAGAAGAAAGCACAGAGCUUAAAAGAUAAGCAAAGAAAUGAAGAGUUUGGCUCCUUUAGUGGUCACAAAAGUGAAGCAAAAAGCCAAUGUGUGCAUAAGGAUUCAUCUAGUGGACAAGUAAUCAGUAAGUCCAAGUGCAUCUACAAAGGGAGUGAUGAUGGACAGAAAUCUUUAGAAAGCCACAGCUUCUCCCCAGCUACUGACAAAAGUUUCAAACAGAGCUGUGCCUCUACAUCCAGCAGGAAAAUCUCCUCAUCUUUAAAAAGGGAGAAAUGUGGAAAGGAUCCCACAACCAUGCAAGUGGACACUGGGCUGAAAGCAUCAUUGGAAACUAAUUCGAGGCUCAAAAGCCCAGCCAAGUCACCUACUGCCACUGGGGAAGAUUUUGAGCUUCCCACAAUGUCUUUUGAAUCAUACCUUAAUUAUGAUGACCGGUCUUCUUUAUGUAGAAGGAAGAGGAAGACUUGCCCUGCAGACCAGCAAGUGGCAAAUGCAUCUCAGAAAAGUGUUGCAUUGGCCACUGAUGAAAAAGAAAGAAAGAAAUUAAAACUGGAGAAGCACUUAGAGACGCCCAGGAAAAAGGCCAAGAUAUCACUCCAGGAUCUACUGAAUAUUCCACUUCCUAAAGUUUUGCCAGAGUUAACAAUAUCUUUUCCUCACUAUGCAGCAGAAACUAAAGCUCCACCUGACUUGGAAGUACCCAAGCAAAAAACUGAAACCACUCAGUUCACAGGACGCAGGUCGAACUCCAAGAUGCAAGUGUACUCUGGCUCUAAAAUGGUCUAUCUUUCAGAAAUGCUGACACUGUAUGAACAGUGUAUCCGUGUGCUUCAAAAUCAUAUUGACUCACUACAUGAAGUCGGAGGAGUCCCUUUUGAAAUCCUGGAGCCUGUUCUGGCACGUUGUACCCCAGCACAAUUGUUUCAAAUAGAGGGCUGCAAUCCGACUUUUGUAGAAGAGUCUGACCACUUAUGGAAGAGGCAUUGUCAAAAAGACUUUAGAAAUGAGCAGCUCUUGGAAUAUGAAUCAUGGCGUCAAAUGUAUUUAAGGGUUUCCAAUCAGUGGGAAGAGAAGUUGAAGUCUCUCACCAAAAGCAUUCUUUCAGCUCAGUCUGAAAAACCUAAAGGCCGCCAAGUUAAAAUUGCACUUGCACAUGGCAUAAAGGCACCCAGAAAUAUUCGCCCCAAGCAAGGAAUCCAUGGGACAUCAGGGCUUGUUGUUCAACUUCAGUCUGAGUCCAAAAAUACAGAAAACCAAGAGAGAACAAGUAACACUUCUUCAGGCUUGAGUGCCAACAAAGACAUCAAUGUAACAUCUUCUAGUUCUUCCAUAUACUGUACUAGUACUGGACCAAAUCCAGAUCUGAAGAAAUCUUCUAAAAAAAUUGCUCCAAUGAUGAGAAAAUCAGUGAGAGCCUUCAAAAACCGAGUUGGACCAUGGUAAAUGAAUAUUUACAACAUGAUGAACAUAGCUACGCCAGAUUUAAAUGAACACUGCAAUAUCCUGUGUAGUGAAGGGGUUUUUUUUGCGUAUUGUAAUAACAUUUUGAAAUAACUGAGCACAUAAAAUAUCACUCUGUAAGUAUUAAUUUUUUGAGUAGGUUUUUGUUUAAAAUUAUGAAUAUUUUGACCUGAUUUUUCUUCAAUAUUGUAUAGUAAAUCUUCCCCUACCCCUCUUUUUUUUUGCUAAUUCAAAACUGUGGUAUAUGUACAGUUUUGAGAUUUGCUAAACCUACUUUGUAAGAUACCUGGAAAGCAUCAAGUGCAAUGCAAGGAAUAAACAUAACAUUUCAAGGUC